Messenger RNA from Oncorhynchus keta (chum salmon), 2115 nucleotides. RefSeq names its product protein FAM98A-like. The transcript has 10 exons. NCBI's taxonomy places the organism in Eukaryota, Metazoa, Chordata, Actinopteri, Salmoniformes, Salmonidae. The record is from RefSeq and is a predicted model, not a curated record. The coding region runs from base 154 to 1815 and encodes 553 amino acids.
ACGCCCACUACUCCGAAUAGUGCCCCACUUCCCUGGAGCACACACAUACAGGUAGAGGUUUUAGAGGGGGUUAUCACACACAUACAGGUAGAGGCUUUAAAGGGGGUUAUCACACACAUACAGGUAGAGGUUUUAGAGGGGGUUAUCACACACAUGCAGGUAGAGGUUUUAGAGGGGGUUAUCACACACAUACAGGUAGAGGUUUUAGAGGGGGUUAUCACACACAUACAGGUAGAGGUUUUAGAGGGGGUUAUCAGACACAUACAGGUAGAGGCUUUAAAGGGGGCUAUCAGACACAUACAGGUAGAGGCUUUAAAGGGGGCUAUCACACACAUACAGGUAGAGGUUUUAGAGGGGGUUAUCACACACAUACGUGUAGAGGUUUUAGAGGGGGUUAUCACACACAUACAGGUAGAGGCUUUAAAGGGGGUUAUCACACACAUACAGGUAGAGGCUUUAAAGGGGGUUAUCACACACAUACAGGUAGAGGCUUUAAAGGGGGUUAUCAGACACAUACAGGUAGAGGCUUUAAAGGGGGUUAUCACACACAUACAGGUAGAGGCUUUAAAGGGGGUUAUCACACACAUACAGGUAGAGGUUAUCACACACAUACAGGUAGAGGUUUUAGAAGAGGUUAUCACACACAUACAGGUAGAGGUUUUAGAGGGGGUUAUCACACACAUACGUGUAGAGGUUUUAGAGGGGGUUAUCACACACAUACGUGUAGAGGUUUUAGAGGGGGUUAUCAGACACAUACAGGUAGAGGCUUUAAAGGGGGUUAUCACACACAUACAGGUAGAGGCUUUAAAGGGGGUUAUCACACACAUACAGGUAGAGGUUUUAGAGGGGGUUAUCAGACACAUACAGGUAGAGGUUUUAGAGGGGGUUAUCAGACACAUACAUGUAGAGGUUUUAGAGGGGGUUAUCAGAGGCUUUAAAGGGGGUUAUCACACACAUACAGGUAGAGGCUUUAAAGGGGGUUAUCACACACAUACAGGUAGAGGUUUUAGAGGGGGUUAUCACACACAUACAGGUAGAGGUUUUAGAGGGGGUUAUCACACACAUACAGGUAGAGGUUUUAGAAGAGGUUAUCACACACAUACGUGUAGAGGUUUUAGAGGGGGUUAUCAGACACAUACAGGUAGAGGCUUUAAAGGGGGUUAUCACACACAUACAGGUAGAGGCUUUAAAGGGGGUUAUCACACACAUACAGGUAGAGGCUUUAAAGGGGGUUAUCACACACAUACAGGUAGAGGCUUUAAAGGGGGUUAUCACACACAUACAGGUAGAGGCUUUAAAGGGGGUUAUCAGACACAUACAGGUAGAGGCUUUAAAGGGGGUUAUCACACACAUACAGGUAGAGGUUUUAGAGGGGGUUAUCACACACAUACAGGUAGAGGUUUUAGAGGGGGUUAUCACACACAUACAGGUAGAGGUUAUCACACACAUACAGGUAGAGGUUUUAGAAGAGGUUAUCACACACAUACGUGUAGAGGCUUUAAAGGGGGUUAUCACACACAUACAGGUAGAGGCUUUAAAGGGGGUUAUCACACACAUACAGGUAGAGGUUUUAGAGGGGGUUAUCACACACAUACAGGUAGAGGUUUUAGAGGGGGUUAUCACACACAUACAGGUAGAGGUUUUAGAGGGGGUUAUCACACACACAUACGUGUAGAUGUUUUAGAGGGGGUUAUCACACACAUACAGGUAGAGGUUUUAAAGGGGGUUAUCACACACAUACAGGUAGAGGUUUUAAAGGGGGUUAUCACACACAUACAGGUAGAGGUUUUAGAGGGGGUUAUCACAUACACGUAGAGGUUUUAGAGGGGGUUAUCACAUGCAUACAGUGUGCAUUCUCCAAUCCUCCCUCCAAGUUUGACAUUAUCAACACACACAAGCCAUUUAUGCAGUGACACAUACAGUCAUUGUACUUUAUACCACUAGACUAACUGAAAGCCAUGCUGAUAAAAUAUAAAUAUUUGAACUACUAUAGUAAGAUUGAUCUAUUUAGCUAAAUAGGCUGUGUGAAAAUGAUGCUCCAAACCUAACAACACUGGAAAAACACGAGUCAUCAGACCACUCACAGCACAGAGUAGUAAUCAAACACAGAACAGA